Molecule: messenger RNA, 1142 nt
Organism: Juglans microcarpa x Juglans regia
Lineage: Eukaryota; Viridiplantae; Streptophyta; Magnoliopsida; Fagales; Juglandaceae
Product: heavy metal-associated isoprenylated plant protein 35-like
Exons: 3
Coding region: 282-827 (181 amino acids)
Molecular function (GO): metal ion binding
Source: RefSeq, a predicted model, not a curated record
AUAAACAGUACAGAUAAACUACAAAUGCCAGCCAUUGCCCUGUACUGUUAGCUAAGUCAUAAAGACAGCAUGUUUUUAUUCCAUUUUAUAGUCAUCCAUUCUCUCAUCCUCUUUCUUCCUAUUAACAGUAGUACUAUCUUCUUCAGACGAUUCUAUUUCCCGGCCUAGCUCUUUGCCUGCUCACGCAGCUAGCUAGCUAGCUAGCCCUACCCUCCUCAAAAAGUUCGUCAAUAUUCACGUACCGAUCUCAAUUAUUUCUGAUAUCAUCUCGGCCUUGUGCAAUGAACAUGAUGACAACCAAGAAGAUGAAAGGCUUCAUGUGCCAGUCUCCGGCUGCAACUGCGGUACUGUGCAUGACCGACGAUUCUCGCUCGGUGAUUGUGCCCAGAAAGUCUGAUCAGAGAAUUCUUAGUACUUUUGAUAACAAACGGUACUUACUCAACAAUGGCGACUACUCUAGGUUCGUUGAGUCCCCUAAUUAUAAUAAGAGAUCGGAUAUUUCUGUGCCUCGCCUCAAAAGAGAAUAUCAAGAUACGGACCUUGAUCAGCAAAGGCCAGCUCAUGAUCUCCAGAUGAAACCAUCUUCAGUACUUCCAUCCUCAGAUAAUGUCUUCCAGGUUGUUGUGAUGCGGGUAUCAAUUCAUUGUCAAGGCUGUGCUGGCAAACUCAAGAGGCAUCUGUCCAAAAUGGAAGGAGUUACAUCAUUCAGUAUAGAGCUAGAGACAAAGAGGGUGACGGUGAUGGGACACGUUUCACCGGCCGGAGUUCUGGAGAGCAUUUCAAAGGUGAAGAAGGCGGAGUUUUGGCCCUCCCUAGCUACUACCUAACUGUUGAAUCAUCGAUCCAUCCAUCGAUUACCUCAAAUGGCUAGCUAGCUGGAUCGAUCGGAGGAGUAGUUUAAUUAAUUGCACAGUUCAAAGUCUGAAACGCUAUAUAUCAUUUUCGUUCACCAUCUUCGCUUUUUGCUUUUAGGUCUCCAUCUGUUAAAUUUGGUCACCAUGUUCUUGGUAGAACAGACAGUACGUACGUACUGGAAAAGGCCAGUUGGCAUGCAUGCAGAAAUUCGACAUAUGUUCAGUUUUAGUUCAUGUCUUGAUCACCGUGACAUGAUUUAUGCAAUAUCAUGUGCCGGUUAUGACAAA